Messenger RNA from Erpetoichthys calabaricus (reedfish), 817 nucleotides. It is a transcript of the gene gtf2a2, whose product is annotated as general transcription factor IIA, 2. Gene Ontology annotation, cellular component: transcription factor TFIIA complex. Gene Ontology annotation, molecular function: TBP-class protein binding; RNA polymerase II general transcription initiation factor activity. The coding region runs from base 190 to 519 and encodes 109 amino acids. NCBI's taxonomy places the organism in Eukaryota, Metazoa, Chordata, Cladistia, Polypteriformes, Polypteridae. Gene Ontology annotation, biological process: transcription initiation at RNA polymerase II promoter; RNA polymerase II preinitiation complex assembly. The record is from RefSeq and is a predicted model, not a curated record. The transcript is spliced from 4 exons.
CUUUUAAAACGCGCCUCGGCUCAGACGUGCAUUUUGACCUCCUCUUCUUGCCGUAGUCGGAGGCGUUCCGCCCCUGGGUUCGUUUUCAAAGAGACAACACAGAGUACAAGUUUAGGUUGCGAUUAUCUGUUUGCUGUAUUCAACUAUUAAUAACCAUCAUAAUUUAAAUCUGCAGCACGGCAUUUGGAAAUGGCAUACCAACUGUACAGAAAUACAACACUCGGCAACAGCUUGCAAGAAAGUCUGGACGAGCUGAUUCAGACCCAGCAGAUAACCCCUCAGCUUGCCCUUCAAGUUCUUCUUCAGUUUGACAAAGCAAUAAAUACAGCACUGGCACACAGAGUUCGAAACAGAGUAAACUUUCGGGGUUCCCUCAACACCUACAGAUUCUGUGAUAAUGUCUGGACAUUUGUGUUAAAUGACGUUGAAUUCAGAGAAGUUACUGAUCUAGUAAAGGUUGAUAAAGUAAAAAUUGUUGCUUGUGAUGGUAAAAAUACUGGUUCAAAUACGGCCGAGUGAAAUCAUGUAGCUGCAUCUUUGUAGUAAUUAAUACUAAAAAUGAAGUAGCCUUGCCAAGCCGGGGACAUGCUUCAGAAAAUUCAAGUUGGACUAUAUUUAUAUUUAUUGCAGUGAAUUAUCUGAUUUAAAAGCCUUCAACAACCGUAUAAUGGAUCUCAAAGCACAGAAGUGCUGGAGGUGUUCAAGUGAAAUGAACAAUGUAUGUAUCCUUUUUUUUUUUUUUUUAAAUGAGAGAUUUUGUAUUUCAAGUUCACUUUUUCCCUUAUGUUAAAUUUGUUUAAUAAACUUUUAUUUAAAA